Messenger RNA from Entamoeba dispar SAW760, 561 nucleotides. RefSeq lists its product as uncharacterized. The record is from RefSeq and is a predicted model, not a curated record. NCBI's taxonomy places the organism in Eukaryota, Evosea, Mastigamoebida, Endamoebidae. The transcript is spliced from 3 exons. Gene Ontology annotation, biological process: signal transduction. The coding region runs from base 1 to 561 and encodes 186 amino acids.
AUGUACUGUUUUUCCUCUAUAAUAACAUCAUUUUUAAAAGACCUUCCAUCUCCAAUUUUUACGUAUUCAGAUAAAAAUAUGUUUUCAUCAGUUAUUUCCCAGUUUAAAGAAAUUAAUGAUUUACCUAAAACUGUUACUGCACUAACAUUAGCAAUUCGAAGAAUUGAUCCAAUUAAACGAAGAUUUUUAAUAUUUAUGCUCAAUCUAUAUUAUUCUAUUGCUCAACAACAAGAAAUCAAUAAAAUGACUAUCAACUAUCUUGGUAUAUGUGUUGCUCCAUCUUUUUUUUCACAAGAAAUUACUUAUAUGACUACUACUGAAAAAAAUGUUGAUUCUCAAAUAAAAAUUAUGACUUUACUAAUUGGAUUAUAUCCACUAAUUUGUUCUGGAUUUGAAGAGUCAAAGAAUGUUCUUGAACAAAGAUAUAACCUUACUCCUCAACAACUCUCUGACUAUAUGAAAAAUCCAUCUUCUUAUUCAAUUGAUGGAAUUGAAUUCAAUACUUCAAAACAAUCAUCUAACCCCUCUGUUUCUUUAAGACGAACCAAAAGCAUGGCUUGA